UAAUUUUUUCCAAACCAAAUCUAUAAAACCUUCUCCCCUUUUCCCCCAAUUACAAUCUCCUUCUUCCCCUUUUUACUACUAUUUUCCAUUCAGCAUCAAUUCACGCCCUAAUCACAGAGAAAAAAAAUUAAAAAAAAUCAAAUUUCCUGCAAUCAAGAUUACAAAAGUUCAAUCUUUUCCCUGAUUGUCAACGAUUCAAUGGAGACUCCAUCAUCAACCAGGAGGAUGACAAGAUCGCAGACUCUGGCUGCUUCAAACAACCCCCAAAACGGAGUUUCUGCAUUGAGUAAGUUUAAGAUUCAACGAUUCAAUUCCUAUUCGUCAUACAGUAAAAGUUCUUGAAUUUUCCGUAUCAUGAUUGUGUGUGGGGUUAAUUUAAUUCUUGUGGGCUAAUUCUUUUUUUCAGAAAAAUCUGAAGAAUCUGAUGUGACGAAAUCAAGACAAAGAAACAACGGGAAGGCCCAAUACGAUCGAUCGCCGCUGAUUGAUAUAACGAAUGAUUCUCCGAUUGUUGGGCUUGCUAUGGGAAGUUUGGGGACACCGUCAUCUGCGGCCAUGUCCAAGAAGAGAUUCAGUAGUAGAACAAAGUACGAUUGGACUCCUGGUUCAGGGGAGGCACUUUUGAGGGGCCAAGUCAAGACUUUGUUGCAGAAGGUUGAAGAAGAAGCCGAGCUCUCCAAAUUGACUUUUGAGAAUCGGCCUUCUCUUCAGAUUCAAGGUUUUGUUCAGUCUCCUUCGGCUUUUGCUGCCCCAACUCCUGCCAAUACCCCACAGGUUUUGAAUCUCUCUGUCAAUGGGAUGGAUCAUCCCGCUCAAACUCGUCCUGUGGAAGAUGAUUUUGUGAUUUCUAAGGGAAAUAACCAUCAAGAGGGUAACGACUCUGAUAAGAAUCUGAUGAUUACAAGAUCUCUGCUGCUGGAUUUUUCUGAGAAAUCUUCUGAAGGGACUUUAUCGUCUCCAUCUGAGUGUUUGUCUGAAGUGACAAGUCAAGGUACUGAAGGGAAGGCAGGGUCCUCAGUUACUACUACUGAGGAUGAUGAUGCAUCUAUUUGGUCCAUUCAGGUUAAUGCAAGUACUAAAGAUGAUCAAGAAGAUGAUGAGGAGGAAGGUCUUGAUGAGGCUGAAGAAGAAAGCUGUGACAAUGACUAUUACUAUGAGGAAGGAGACUAUGAAGAGAAGGAAGAUGAGUCUGGAAUAGUUGAUGAUCUCUGUGAGGCAAUCAGCCAGAUCAAUGUGAAUGGUGAAGGAGGUAACAUGGCGAAAUUUGCCGGCAAGCACAUCCGGUUUGUCUAUAACAGUGAUGAUGAACUUGAAGAAGAGGUGGAAGACUCCUCUGUCAAAGCUGAACCUAACAGUGAUGAUGAACUUGAAGGAGAGGUGGAGGACUCCUCUGUCAAAGCUGAACCUUCAGCUCUCAUUUUGAAAGGCUUGCCAACCCCAAAAGGGAAACACCUUCGAUUCCCUGAUGAAGAAGACUGAAAGUUCUAUUAUUUCAUUUCUUGUUAUCAGCUCUGCUCCUCAGUUGUCUAACUUGUGACAACGUUAGAAAGUUGUUUUGUACUACUGUUUCCUUAAGAGUUUUCGCCCAAUAUUACUACACUUAUAAUGUCAUAUCAACUGGCUUCUUUGCCUUCUUUGAAUUUCAGUAGUACUAUAUAUUAGCUUGCCAAAGCAUUCACACUUCGCCUAAUGUUCUCACUUCUGAGGUAAAUGACUUAAAGAUGACAUUGGGCUCUGAUAUUGGCAUUUUUUUUUGUUAUUUGUUUAUUUAUUUUUUGGUUUCAUCUUAGAUUUUCACUGGUAAACAGAUUACUUUGCAGCUUUCUGUUACACUUUUUUCAGGAAUAUGUUAGACUUUCA
Messenger RNA from Oldenlandia corymbosa var. corymbosa, 1860 nucleotides. Lineage: Eukaryota; Viridiplantae; Streptophyta; Magnoliopsida; Gentianales; Rubiaceae. The record is from the annotation of a GenBank genome assembly.